Cydia amplana is the source of this 318-nucleotide messenger RNA. RefSeq names its product zinc finger protein 664-like. The record is from RefSeq and is a predicted model, not a curated record. Lineage: Eukaryota; Metazoa; Arthropoda; Insecta; Lepidoptera; Tortricidae. Gene Ontology annotation, biological process: regulation of transcription by RNA polymerase II. Gene Ontology annotation, molecular function: RNA polymerase II cis-regulatory region sequence-specific DNA binding; DNA-binding transcription factor activity, RNA polymerase II-specific. The coding region runs from base 28 to 315 and encodes 95 amino acids. The transcript has 2 exons.
UACAGCGGCUACGCGCUACGUUCCCACAUGGCGCGCCACCGAGGCGAGCGGCCCUAUGUGUGCUCCAUGUGCUCAAAGAGCUUCUACAACCCGACUGACUUGAAGGUACACUUCCGCCUCCAUACCGGCGAGAAGCCCCUAAAGUGCUCCGAAUGCAACAAGACCUUCCGCCGCCACUCCACGCUCUGCCAACACAUGAAGAAGCACAGAGGCAUCCGUAACCACGUGUGCAAUGUGUGCAACAAGGCAUUCUACGAGGUGUCGAAGCUUAACGCGCACAUGAGGGUUCAUACUGGUAAGCAAGUGAUCCUAUAGCGC